CGAACGCCUGCACUAGAGACGCCUAGCCUGACUCCCUCAAGCAUUCCAUUCUCCCGCAGAUGGCUCGUCUCUCCGACAGUGUGUUUGAACUAAGGAAUGACUGGGAUGACUCGCGCUCGGAUCCUUGUGGACGCAUGCAACACUGGUACGCUGGCCGAUCACAUAAAGAACCGACUUGCUCGUAUUGACCUAGACCACAAACCACCCUCUCAUUUUACCCCUAUUGCACAAGCAGUCCCGCAAUGUCCUCCGGCAGCACAAAGAUAAUUAUCGCAGGCGCAGGGAUCGCCGGGCCUGUGCUCGCUAUGCUUCUCAAGGCUCGAGGAUACGAGCCCAUCGUUUACGAGCGUUCGAAAGAGCGCACAGACGCGGGUCUCAGCCUCGUGCUUCAACCUAAUGGCCUGCGCAUCCUCUCCGAGAUACCCGACUUCGUUCAACAUAUUCCCGGACAACCCAUCGCCACAAUGACCUCCUUCUCGACUUUAAACGCGUCUCCUGGUCUCUUGCACGCCUCCUCUUUACCCUCCCUUCUUCCCAAGCUUCUCAAUCUCGACCACGGCCUAGGUAUGCUCGCCGUAUCUCGAAGCAAAUUUCACGCCUAUAUCCUCGAACGUGCUGAGGCUGCAGGCGUCGAGAUUCAAUGGGGCAAGAGGGUGGUUGACGUUGUCCAGCUUGAGAACUCGACCGGUACGGGUAAAGAUGCGGAAGCGAAGGUGAAGGUCGUCUUCGAGGAUGGAACGAGUGAUGAGGCAAGCUGGGUUAUUGGAUGUGAUGGAUUGCAUAGCGGAGUCCGUAUCGCGUUGUUCGGGAAGGAGGCCGCGGAUUACACUGGGGUGUCACAGACGGGUGGGAUAUCGCCCACACCUCAAGCACUCGCCAAAUUAGCGACGAUGGCGAACUUCUAUGGCCUCGGAGCCCACUUGAUCGCAUAUCCAAUCUCGAGUACACACACGUCUUGGGCGUUGACUAUCCCUGAGGCCGAAUUGAAAGAGACCUGGCAAGCCGCUGACAAGGAAACGCAGGAAAAAAUUCAAAGCAGCUCGUAUGCACAGUGGAACGAUGGCGCGGGAGAACUAAUCCGGACUACGGAAAAGCUCGUCAAGUACGGCCUCUUCGAUCGGCCUGAGCUCAAAACAUGGCAUAGAGGCCGAGUCGUCCUGCUCGGCGAUGCCGCUCAUCCCACUAGCCCCCACCUUGGUCAAGGUGCGAACCAAGCGUUCGAAGACAUCUCCACUUUGAUUCGCCUUCUCGACGCCGAUAACACUGAUCGUGCGCCACCGAGCACUUUGAGCCUGACCGCAAUAUUCGUCGAAUUUGAGCGAAUCCGGAUUCCAGUGUCAUCAGAGAUGGUGAAAGGUGCCAGAGAACGAGGCGAGUCACGAGUCCUUGGGUCGGAGGAGAAAUGCAAAGCGAGGAACGAGGCAAUCAGGCAGGCUGGGGACUCGGAGCUGAGCAAAGUUUACAGCAAGAUAUUCGGUGCAGACGAGAAGUUCGCAGAGAUGCUAGAAGCUCUCACGACGGACCAAGCUGAGAACUAG
Messenger RNA from Stereum hirsutum FP-91666 SS1, 1538 nucleotides. Its product is annotated as FAD/NAD-P-binding domain-containing protein. The record is from RefSeq and is a predicted model, not a curated record. Bases 243 to 1538 code for a protein of 431 amino acids. Gene Ontology annotation, molecular function: FAD binding; monooxygenase activity. Lineage: Eukaryota; Fungi; Basidiomycota; Agaricomycetes; Russulales; Stereaceae. The transcript is spliced from 7 exons.